AUGGAACGAGCCAUCUAUUACUUGAGCAAGAAAUUCACAACAUGCCAGAUGAACUACGCGUUGCUAGAAAGGACAUAUUGUGCCUUGGCGUGGGUAGCUCAUUGUUUGAGGCAAUAUAUGUUGAGUUACACUACUUGGUUGGUGUCCAAAAUGGAUCCCAUUAAGUACAUCUUCGUAAAGCCUGCUCUUACUAGAAGAAUAGCUCGGUGGCAGCUUAUGCAUCCAGAAUUCCCUAACAAGGAUAUUAUGGCCUUGUUUGAGGAGGAGGUUGAAGAUGAAGAUAGAGAUAAGUGGGUUGUGUGGUUUGAUGGUGCGUCUAAUGCAUUGGGUCAUGGAAUUGGGGCAGUGUUGGUUUCGUCGGACAAACAAUGUUUGCCUUUCACGGCUAAGUUGUGUUUCGACUAUACAAACAAUAUGGCAGAGUACGAGGCAUGCACCCUAGGGAUCCAAACAGCAAUUAACUUUAGGGUCAAGUUGCUCAAAGUAUGCGGGGACUCGACAUUGGUAAUUCAUCAGUUAAAAAGUGAAUGGGAGGCUAGAGACCACAAGUUGGUGCCUUACCAGGCUUACAUCAAGGAAUUGAUGGAACUCUUUGAUGAUAUAUCACUUCAUCACAUUCCUAGAGAGGAAAACCAAAUGGCUGACGCUCUUGCCACUCUAUCAUCCAUGUUCAAAGUAGGCCCUCACGGAGAUUUGCCAUGCAUCGACAUCAAAUGUCGUGUUGAGCCUACACACUGUUGUUUGAUAGAAGAAGAGAAUGAUGGUAAACCUUAG
Glycine soja is the source of this 774-nucleotide messenger RNA. RefSeq lists its product as uncharacterized. The transcript has 2 exons. The record is from RefSeq and is a predicted model, not a curated record. NCBI's taxonomy places the organism in Eukaryota, Viridiplantae, Streptophyta, Magnoliopsida, Fabales, Fabaceae. Gene Ontology annotation, molecular function: RNA-DNA hybrid ribonuclease activity; nucleic acid binding. Bases 1 to 774 code for a protein of 257 amino acids.